This is a messenger RNA of Cyclopterus lumpus (lumpfish), 498 nucleotides long. RefSeq names its product glial cell line-derived neurotrophic factor-like. The coding region runs from base 4 to 498 and encodes 164 amino acids. Gene Ontology annotation, biological process: peripheral nervous system development; positive regulation of branching involved in ureteric bud morphogenesis; negative regulation of neuron apoptotic process. The record is from RefSeq and is a predicted model, not a curated record. NCBI's taxonomy places the organism in Eukaryota, Metazoa, Chordata, Actinopteri, Perciformes, Cyclopteridae. Gene Ontology annotation, molecular function: receptor tyrosine kinase binding; glial cell-derived neurotrophic factor receptor binding; growth factor activity. The transcript has 2 exons.
ACCAUGGAGGAACCAUCCCCAAACGAGUUUGAAGACGUGGUGGACUUCAUCAAAGUGACCAUCAGUAGAAUGCGUCGCUCCUCCUCAUCCACCGUCAGGACUCGACACAGAAGGGAGAGGAAGAAGGGGGCGACCCAGCCGAGUGGAGGGCGGAAAGGAAGAGCCAGAGGAGGGGGGACAGGGAGUAAGGCCAGGGGAGGAGGACAAGGCUGUGUGCUCAAACAGAUCCACCUCAAUGUGACGGACCUCGGCCUGGGCUACCGCUCCAGUGAGGAAAUGAUAUUCAGGUACUGCUCCGGACCCUGCAGGAAGUCAGAGACCAACUACGACAAAAUCCUUUACAACCUCGUCCACAACAAGAGGCUUCCCCCUAAAGACACGCCCCCUGAGGCUUGCUGUCGACCAACGGCAUUUGACGAUGACCUCUCGUUUCUGGACGACAACCUCGUCUACCACACCGUGAGGAAGCACUCUGCCAGGAAGUGUGGUUGUGUGUAG